This is a messenger RNA of Brassica napus (rape), 2838 nucleotides long. RefSeq names its product dormancy-associated protein homolog 3-like. Lineage: Eukaryota; Viridiplantae; Streptophyta; Magnoliopsida; Brassicales; Brassicaceae. The coding region runs from base 1269 to 2087 and encodes 272 amino acids. The transcript has 2 exons. The record is from RefSeq and is a predicted model, not a curated record.
AGAUCAAUCGGAGGUGAGGUCGUACGGCGGAGAUUCACCGGAAGAGGCAGUGAAAGUAACACGAAGCAUCAUGAUAAUAAAACCACCAGGUUACCAAAGCGGUUCCGCUCCGGUGUCGCCGGCCAGUUCAACUACACCGGAGGAAAGAAACCCUUUCGGUUUAGGAGAAGGUCGGCAUCGGACGUGUUCGAUAAGGCAGCAGGAUCAGAGAAUGGACCAAGGAACUCUCCUCCUACUUACGGCGUGUGAUCUCUAAUCUCCUAACCCCAAAUCUCUAAAGAGAGAGAGAGAAGAAGAAAGAACAGAGUAGCCCCCGAGACGCUUUCGUUUUGACACAUCAAGUGGUCCUUCCAUGCAGAGUUCGUGUUUCUUCCUUUGGUAGGACAUAGAGGUUCUCUUUUGUUUAUGCGUGUAUCAAUCAGUGUAUUGAGUUUGUUUGCGUGUAUGUGAUUACGUGUAUCUUCUCUUUUUGUAUUUAUAUGUCAUCUCGUUUUCGUAAUGCUUCUACGCUUCUGUACAGUUUUGCUGCAAUGAUAAUGAAGUUAUGUAGAGAGAUUCUUAUAAAAUUCGUUCUUUUUUUUAUCUAGUGAUCCAUCCACUACAUCCUUCGCUCUGCUUUCUGCUUUUUGGACAUCACAUGGGCCAUUUUCAUUUUCUAAACAUAGUGAAGUAUAUAUUAGAAACUAAAUUGAUUUGACAAUGACUACAAAAGCGUUUCUAAACUUAUCCUGAAUUAAUAAAUGACCUCUUAUCUAAAAGUUAAAAAGAAAAGGAUGGAUAAAUGGGUUUAGUUAGGAAGCUUGCAAGGCGUCAUAUAUGAUGCAUAUAGUGUUCAAUAAGGUUAGAGAGAGGGUUGCAAAGAUGCGAUAUAUGAUGCACAUUGUGUUUCAGUAGUUCUAGAGGGAGGUUAUAGAGAAGGGACCGCAGUUCAGUACGACCAUCUGAGUCCCUUCCUCUACAAUGAAUUCUAAUAAACUAAUAGGUCGGCAUGUUGUGGCCCAACAUGUGAUUUAAAGAAAUAAGGUUUACAUAUACUCAUAUGAGAUUAGGGGUGGGGGGGUGUAUUCAAUCUAAAAUUGAUGUGAUUUGAUUUUUGAAAAAAUUACAUUGUAACAUACUUUUCACUUUUCUUUUAACACUCUAACAUACUUUAUGAUGAUAGCCUUUUCUUCUGUAACAUACACGCUAGCCCCUCGGUAUCUCACGUUCUUUUUGCUGAUGAUACUCUUUUCUUCUAUAAGACGGAGCCCCGUGAAUGUGAAGAAGUUAUGAAAGUAGUCAGGACAUACGGGAAAGCAUCAAGUCAAUGCAACAAUUUUGAUAAAUCCUCUUUACUCUUUGGUAAAAGGAUUCCAGCGAACGAUCGACAGCAGAUCAAAGAUACACUUGGUAUUCAGAAUGAAGGAGGAAUGGGUUCCUACUUAGGAAUCCCAGAGGAUAUUAGUGGAUCAAAGUGUAAGCUAUUUGCUUUCUUAAAAGAAAAGUUACUACACAGAGUAAAAGGUUGGACUGGUAGAUGGCUGUCAAAAGGAGGAAAAGAAGUCUUCAUCAAAUCUAUAUUGCUAGCUCUUCCGACUUAUGUCAUGUCCAGUUUCCUACUUCUCUUGGAAAUAUGUGUAAACCUAGCAAGUGCCAUUGCACAGUUCUGGUGGAGUUCGAAUCCGCCAAAGAGAGGAAUUCACUGGGCAAAAUGGGAGAAAAUAUGUGCGCCUAGAGAGGAGGGAGGAAUUGGUUUUCGUUUGAUCCAUGAAUUCAAUCUAGCUCUUCUGGCUAAACAGCUCUGGCGGCUUGUUCAAUUUCCAGAUUCAUUAGUGGCGGGAGUUCUUCGGGGGAAGUAUUACCGUCUAAGUUCGCCUUUGCGAACUGGCGCUGUGGAUACACCAUCGUAUAUUUGGACGAGUAUUAUAGCGGCGAGGAAGCUACUACUUUUGGGUAUUAGGAGCAAGGUGCAUUCAGGAUAUGAAAUUAAUGUGUGGGAGGACCCUUGGAUUCCUUCAACGCCAGCAAGGCCAGCUCGAGCAAGAGUCCCAGUUGUAAACCCUAAAAUGACUGUCUGUAGUCUUAUUGAUUUUGAGUCAAAGAAUUAGGAUGUAGGUUUGCUGGAACAAUAUGUGGAUCAAGAAGACAUUCCAAUGAUUCGAAGCAUGGCCAUAAGUCAUACUCACCGACGGGAUACUUUUUGUUGGAGCUAUACCAAAAAUGGUCAGUAUACGGUUAAGUCUGGAUAUUGGGUUGCUACAAAUGUGAUGAGAACAGAGGAGGCUUUUGAAUUUAUACAACCCAGUAUAACUAAACUCCGAGCCUUUGCUUGGACAGUGAAUGUGCCACAAAAAAUUUGCCACCUUAUAUGGCAAUUAAUCUCUGGACAAGUAGCGGUAACAAGGAAUCUGAUACGUCGUAACAUGCGAUGUGAUAACUACUGCCCGAGAUGUGGAGAGCCAGAGGAAACUGUUACUCAUGCGAUCUUUGAAUGCCCACCAGCCCUACAAGCAUGGACAUUAUCAUCUACACCAUCGAGCUCUCAAAUCUUUCAUGUAUCAAGUGUUUACGCUAACAUGGAUUACCUAUUCUGGAGGAAGAAUAACAUAAUGAAGCCGGAAGAUGAUAAGGAUCCUUAUCCUUGGAUAAUUUGGUACAUAUGGAAAGCCAGGAAUGAUAAGUUGUUCAGAGGCAUAGAUAGAGACCCAUUGGAAUUAGUCAGGUAUGCAGAGAGUGAGUGCCAAGCUUGGCACAAUGCGAAGGAAAUUAUAUCUGCUCCUCUACAGGGACAACCUGAAGAAGAAACACAUGCCUUAGAGCAUCUCCAACCCCACUCUAUUUUUCACUCUAAAAUAGAGU